CCCCCCCCCCCCCCACCUUCUUAGCUCCGUCUCUAUAAAGGGCCCAGGAUACACAGAGAUGUGCUCACAACUCUCUAAGGAUCUGUCUGAAGCAAGAGUCCAUACAAGCUCUGAUGGCUACCCUGUGCUCCCUCCGAGGAAGUCCCGCUAAGCUUAGGACCUCCUCAGCCAGUGUCUCUUAUGAUGGAAGACCAUGGACUGUCUCUGCGUCUACUGUGCUCUCUUCUUCCCUGGACCAUGGAUCAAAUGAGAAAGAGGUGAUGCAGAAUCUGAACAGUCGUCUCGCCAGUUACUUGGAGAAGGUUUGUGCCCUGGAAAAAUCGAAUCAACAACUAGAAAUCCAAAUUCGGGAAAAGUUAUCGGAGAAAGCCAUUGUGAAGAAAGACUACAGCGAUUACUUUACUCUGAUUAAUACCCUCAGGAAGCAGAUUACAGAUACAGUGUCUGAGAAUACAAAGCUCCUAUUGGCUAUUGACAACAGCAAACUGGCUGCAGAUGACUUUAAGGAGAAGUGGAACACAGAAUGUGCCUUACGUCAGUCUGUAGAACGGGAUAUGAACGCUCUGCGAAAAGUGAGGGAUGAUCAUGCAGUUAUAUGUGACAGUCUGAGCACUGAUGUGGAUAGCCUGCAGAGUGAGCUCCUGACCUUAAAGAAGGACCACAAAGAGGAUCUUGCCGCUCUGAGAGAAAAACUAGACAGAGGAAAAGUUGAAGUGGCCGUCGAUGCAGUCCAAGGGCCUGACCUCACGUCUAUCUUGGCUGAAGUCCGUGCACAGUAUGAGGAUGUAAUAAAGAAAAAUAAGGAGGAGGCAGACGCUCUGUUUCACACUCAGUAUGAAACGCUAACCCUACAACUUGCAAAAGAUGAUGAAGACAUUCGGAAGGCACAAGAUGAAGUACGAGAGAGAAGAACCGUGUUACAGGGACUGCAGCUGGAGCUAGAGACGACGGUAAACCAGGUAAAUGCUCUACGACACAACCUUGAUGAAACAGAGCUCCGCUACAAGAAAGAACUGGAAAGACUGCAGGGCAAUAUCAUUAUAGUAGAACAGGAGCUAUCCGAGUUACUGAAGACCAUACAGAACAACAAACUGGAAUAUGAGGCAUUGUGGAAGAUUAAAGAGACUCUGGAAGCUGAAAUCGCUGAAUACCGACGUCUACUGGACGGAGAACCACAAGAGACAAUCGUCAUACCUGAACCAAGAGAACCAGAUAUCAGAACCAAAAAAAUAGUCAAAACUGUCACACAGACUCUUGUGGAUGGAAAGAUUGUCGGUGAAUCAAGUGAGGUGGAAGAAUACGAGCAUGCUGAGAAAGUAAAGAAGUGAACCUGGUCCCCGGCAGCUUCCUCUACAUCUAAGUUAUGCAGCUAAAAGACCAAUGGCGCCAUCACAAGUAAUGCCAAGCAAUGCAGAAAACUGCUUUUCUUGUCAUGUAAUCUAAUGUAAAAUGUAAUGUAAGUUUAUAUCAACAGGCUUGUUAUAAGCAAUGGCAUCAUCUGAAAUUCUGCUCUCUGCCUGCAAGGUUACUAUUGUAAAAAAAAAAAAUUCAAUGCCACGGCCGUGCAUUAUUCCCAUGUGUUCAGACUGCAGAACCUUUGACUGCAUUCCUCUAAAUGAAUGGACUGUAGCGAGUAAUGUUUGCAUUGCUUCACCUAAAAAAUCCUCUACUAAUAUCUCCAAAAGUAUCUUGAAAAACGAUUUAUAAAAAAUGUAAGCUAUAGUGUUGGUAAUCCAUUUCCACAUUUAGUCAGUAUGUUAAAGGGGUACUCCGCUGCUCAGCGUUUGGAACAAACUGUUCCGA
This is a messenger RNA of Hyla sarda, 1803 nucleotides long. RefSeq names its product keratin, type I cytoskeletal 18-like. The record is from RefSeq and is a predicted model, not a curated record. The coding region runs from base 114 to 1328 and encodes 404 amino acids. Lineage: Eukaryota; Metazoa; Chordata; Amphibia; Anura; Hylidae. Gene Ontology annotation, molecular function: structural molecule activity. The transcript has 9 exons.